UUUCUGAAAUGGGGAGAUUGCAACUACCACGUUCCAAAGCAAAUAAGAAGCUGGAAUUCAUUGCAGAAGAAGGUAGCCAAUCUAAUUUGCUAUCUACUGUUGAAGUGAAUGUUCCUGUUCUACAAGGACUUGCAAAAGAAGGAAAUUCAAAUUGGGGUACAAUUAAGAAAAAGUUUUGUAGAACAAGGUAAGGGACACAAAGGGAGAAGCAGAUUAUGGAUAAUAUGCAAAAUAAUAUUCCUCAAAAUCCUGUUGUGUCUCAUGUAGUAGCAGAACAAGUUCUCAGCAGAUAUUCUGGUAGGAUAACCAGGAAGAUGUAUGCUCAACAAAUGCAAAAAGGAAGCCUUAUUUCAGCCCUUGAAGAAGAGUUGAACAAAGAAGGAUCUGAACAUGAUAAGUCUUGUUCUGGUAAAAGUUUGAGUGAUGUUGAGGAAUCGGAAGGGAAAGAGAACAAUGAAGAGGAAACAGAUGCAGUAAAUGAUGAAGAUGGAGAAGCGAAUGAGAGCAAUGAAGACGAAACAGAUGCAGUAAAUAAUGAAGAUCAACAAGAAGAGUUGAACAAAGAAGGACAUGAGCAUGAUAAGGCUUGUUCUGAUAAAGUUUUGAGUGAUGUUGAGGAACUAGAAGCGAAGAAGAACAAUGAAGAGGAAACAGAUGCAGGAAAUGAUGAAAAUGAAGAGGAAGAGUUGAACAAAGAAGGAUCUGAGCAUGAUCAAGUUUGUUCUGAUAAAAGUUUGAAUGGUGCUGGGGAAAAUGAAGGGGAGAUGAACAAUGAAGAGGAAAAUGAUACAGUAAAUAAUGAAGAUGAAAAGGAAGAUUUGAACAAAGAAGAAUCUGAGCAUCAUAUGGUUUCAUCUGAUAAAAGUUUUGAAGAUCCUAAGGAACGUGAAGUUCAGAACAUAAGAAGCAGAGAAAGUGAUGAUAAUAGUGAUUUUGAAGAUGAAGUUGAAAGCGGUGAGCAUACGAAUUUGGCAUCUGCCAAGGUAAAGUAUGGUAGCAGUGACAUUCCUACAACUUCUAAAACAAAGAGGAAAGCUUCAUCCCAAAGAAAAGAUAAUCCCAAAAGGAUUAAAGCUACAAGGUAACAAUUUUGCAUAUGGCUCAAUAUAUUAAAUAUUAAAGUUAAUAACUUCAAAAAAAUGUGAAACAUUUUUAUUAAUUUUUUAGUAAAUACAGAGUACAUAAUCCAAAGAAUCUGGAAGCUGCGUGUAGACCUUACUGUUUGAUGGAAGUUUUUGAUGAUUUGUCUGAAAAACAAGUCCAAGAUAUUCAUGAAAUUGGAUUUGGAGGUUUAUUGGAUUGUCGUAUAAGUCAAAGAAUGAAUAGUAGAUUAGUGUCUUGGCUAGUGAAGAGUUUUGACAUUGGUAGUUUUAUGUUCACAAUUGGAUCUGGGAAAGAAUUUGUAGUUACAGAAGCUGAUGUACAUGAUGUGUUUUUACUACCAUGGGUUGUUGGUAGUGAUGUGGUGGAGACAGAGUGGGUCAGGAACACAAAGAAGGAAACAGAAAAGAACAAAGGUCAGUUGUUAAUGAUUGAGUGGAAAAGAAAUUUUGUAGUGGGUGCUACAGGAAAUAUAAAUUUAAACAAAGUAAGGGAUGAAAUAAAAGCUGAAAGGGAAGGUGGUGAACAAUUUAAGAGAUUGUUUGUAUUGUUUAUAGUUUCUCAUGUACUGGCACCAACAUCUAAUAGGACAACUUCAAUGAAUUUGGUUCUUGCUUUAGAAGAUGUUGGUAAUAUAAAGAAGGUGAAUUGGUGCGGAUAUGUACUGAAAAAACUUGGUCAGGCAGUGGAGAGGUUCAAGAGAAAUACUGAAAAUAGCUUUGUAGGAGGUUGUAUAUUACUGCUACAAAUUCUAUAUUUUCAAAGGUUAAUGUUUAAAGGAGUACAAAUAUCAAAAGAAUUUGAGUUCAGAUGCAAUCAAACAAAGGGUAAAAGAAGAAAUCAAGGCUGGAGAAUUUGGGAAAGGACCAGUAGAUAAUGACUAUCCAAUCUCAAGAGAAAGAGAAAUUCUUUUUGAAAAAGAAUAUGAAAGAGCAGGGACAACAACUGAAAUAGUUGUAAGCAAAGAGUGGUACAUUAAAUUUGAAAUACCACAGGGUAUGCCAACAGAUAGUGAAAUUGAGAGACAAGCAAAAGAUGAAAAAAGUAAAACUCUUAUGCUUGUAAAGAGGGAUGUUGAAGUAGUGUUCAGGGCUCAUAUAUCUCCAAUACAAGAAUUGGACUCACAGGAACAAGCCAGCCAACCACAAAGCUCCCAAUCAACAAAUAGUUUUGAUAAAAUUUUUAAUGAUCCAAAAACUUAUGAAAUUGUGGAUGCUGUUGUUGAUUGGCUAAUGGAUCUGAAGUCAAGCACACAUGAAGACAACACUGAAAAAGCCAAUGAACUGGAAAAUCAUGAAGAAGUAAGAGAUGAAGAAAACAUAGAAAUGGGGAAUGUGGAAACAGAAGUGCAAGAUACGCACAGGGAAAAAAGAGCAACUGAAGAGUGCAUCACAUUCCUGUCAAAGUUCAUGCAAAAUACAAGGAGUUAAAAAUGGACCAGGAAUAUGGGAAGCGGUUCUAUUUUUGCCUGUCACAAUUAGACAUAUUGACAAGGUUUAUGCAAGAAGGGUUUGAUAUUGAUAUGAGAAAUGCUCUCCAAAAAGAUUCAGAUGAUUGGAUUUCUUUGAAUAGUCAGAGAUGGGACAUUGCCAAAGCAGAUUUUAUAGUGAUUCCGUUCCUGUACAAGAAACACUAUGCAUCUUUUUUUAUAAACACACUCUCAAAGAAGAUACAUUUAGUGGACUAUAAAAAACAUGCAGACUUGAAGUGGCAUAAAAAAGUUGCUGAUCUACUGUGCACAGAGAUGUCACUUUAUUUGAAAAAGAAGAACCACCCAAGGGCAAAUGAAAUGAGAAGGUAUGAAUUUGAAGAUGUGGACUUUGAAUGGAAAACCAAGAAAGAUAGUAAUGAAUGUGGCUUGUACCUGCUCAUGACAAUGUACUUAUUUGAGGGAGUGCGUUUUAAUUACACUCUUAAUAAGGUGGAAGACAGAAAAUUUCAUCGUGCAGAGAUUUGCUUGUUACUUGCAAAAUCUGAAGGAAAUGAUGUACUAAAUGAAGUUAAGAAGAAGGUUGAGCACUUCAUAAAAAUGAAGAGCAUAAAAGAAGGGAAAAGGGUGUCAAAAUAGCUUCAAACAAUUGGAUUGUUAUCAACAAUGGUUAAUGUUUGAAUGUAUUUGAACUAGCUACUACUUAAUAGUUCAUUUCAUUACCUCUGCAGUUUACCUUUUCCAUACGAUUUGGUAACUAUGCGAUUUGCUUCAGCUGGUCAUUUUGUUUUGGCCUUUGGCACUUCAGCCUGUCAUUUAUGGCUUUUGUUUCUCUUGUUGAAUUUCAGUGAUUUCACUUGA
Cuscuta europaea is the source of this 3391-nucleotide messenger RNA. The record is from the annotation of a GenBank genome assembly. Lineage: Eukaryota; Viridiplantae; Streptophyta; Magnoliopsida; Solanales; Convolvulaceae.